AUGUUUUUAAAAACACUAUGUUUCAUAAUGUUUUUAACUAUUUCUAAAAUACAUUUAUCUAAACCGAAUGAUGCUACUAGUGCAGUAUCAUUUGACAGAUUAGAAUUGCAAACAAAAAAAAAUAAACUAUCGCACGAAACAGAAUGGAUAGAAGAAUGUAAAUGUGUUAUGAUAUCUGAAUGUUUAUCUGAUGAAAAUGAUGCAUCCAUAGAUAUUAGAAUAAUCACAAAACCAGAUAAAUGUCCAACUGGAAAAGUGUAUUGUUGUUCUGACCCAUCGUUGGAAAACCCAUUAAUAAUGUGUGGUAAGGUAACAUCGCAAAACAUUGAUGGGAUCAAAAUCAACCCCGAUCAGGCUAAAUUUGGAGAAUUUCCCUGGCAAGCUUUAAUUUUAACAAAUGGAAAUUCAUUCGUGUCAAAUGGAGCGUUGAUAGACAAUAAACAUAUACUAUCUACUGCUCACUUUUUGACUAGUUUCUCAAAGAACUUCAGUGCGUUGAAAGUACGGUUGGGCGACUGGGACAUCUACAGAGACGUGGAGCCCCGGCCGCACGUUGAAAGGCUCGUGGCCAGCAUCGCGAUCCAUCCCGAGUAUUCGCCGUCCAACAUGCACAAUGACAUCGCGGUGAUCACACUGUCUGGCGCUCCGGUGCCGGUAACCGAUCACGUGGGCCCUGUGUGUUUGCCGCCGAGAUCGCCGCCAGACGCCGUGUCACCCCGCCGCCAGUGGGCCGGUUGCCGGGUGUCCGGGUGGGGUGCUGAGAGCUUCGACCGGCCGCGGUACCCGGGCGUGCUCAAGAAGGUACCGGUACCGCUGUGGGACCUUCAACGGUGCGUCGACAGUCUGAGGACCACGAGACUCGGCGCUACGUUCAAGCUGCACUCGGGGUUCUUGUGCGCAGGUGGUGAGGAGAAUGAAGAUGCCUGCAAAGGUGAUGGAGGUUCGCCUUUAGUGUGUGAACAUGAUUCUGUUUCACAUCUCAUUGGUCUCGUAUCUUGGGGAAUUGGAUGCGGAACUCCUUCAAUACCCGGUGUUUACAUUGAUGUUAGCACUUAUAUUACUUGGAUUGAAAAACAAUUAUAA
Messenger RNA from Macrosiphum euphorbiae (potato aphid), 1083 nucleotides. The record is from the annotation of a GenBank genome assembly. Lineage: Eukaryota; Metazoa; Arthropoda; Insecta; Hemiptera; Aphididae.